Triticum aestivum (bread wheat) is the source of this 1077-nucleotide messenger RNA. RefSeq names its product protein FAR1-RELATED SEQUENCE 5-like. The transcript is spliced from 2 exons. Gene Ontology annotation, biological process: regulation of DNA-templated transcription. The record is from RefSeq and is a predicted model, not a curated record. The coding region runs from base 301 to 1071 and encodes 256 amino acids. Lineage: Eukaryota; Viridiplantae; Streptophyta; Magnoliopsida; Poales; Poaceae.
GAAGCUCGUAUAAGACUACAUCGAACUGACGACCAUGGAUGGUAUGUGACCGUUUUCAUUAACAAGCACAAUCACCCACUAUCUGUGAAGUGUGGCGAGAAAAAACAGUGGAAAUCACAUAGCGUUAUAAGUCCUUUAGCAAAGGAUUUUAUUCGUAACCUCAGGGAGAACAACAUCAGGUUUGACCAGAUAUACAACAUAUUAGGGUCAGGUCUUGGCUCUUCUCGAGGCGUGCCUUUUAGGAAGCAGACAUUGAGAACUCUGUGUGCAACCAUAGCUCAUGAUUCCAUCGCUGAUGAUAUGGCCAAAACCACUAGUAUACUUCAGGAUAUGAGUGCCACAGAUCCGGACUUCAAAGUUUGUGUGCAAGUAGACGGUGAAAGCAGGGUGAAAACAGUAAUAUGGUGUAAUGGUAAAAAUCGGCUGGAUUAUGCACAUUUCGGUGAUGUGGUUACUUUCGACACCACUUACAGGACCAACCUGUAUAACAUGCCAUUUGGGCUUUUUGUUGGUGUGAAUAACCAUUUCCAGUCUAUUAUUUUUGGCGGCGUCCUCAUGGUUGAUGAAAAGACUCCCACAUUUGAAUGGGCAUUCAGAAACUUUAUUGACUUGAUGGACGGGAAACAUCCUACUACUAUAUUGACAGAUCAAUGCAAAGCUAUGCAAAAUGCUUUACGAAGUACAAUGCCCCACACCCGUCAUAGGUGGUGCAGAUGGCAUGUGUUAAAGGUCUUGAAAGAGAAAAUUGGACCCGUGUACAACAAACAUUCUGCCUUCAAGAAGGAAUUCCACGCGAUAGUAAAUGAAGAGAUAGAUGUAGAAUCAUUUGAGCGAAAGUGGCAUCAAUUGAUUAAAAAAUACAAACUUCAAGGAAACAAGUACCUUCGCAGGAUUUUCAAGUGGAGGGACAUGUGGGCAAUGCCAUACUUCAUGGGCACAUUCUGUGCCGGGAUGACCAGCACGCAACGGAGCGAGAGUGCGAAUCAUCUCCUCAAAAAGUUCAUCAGCAGAUCACCCCCAAUGCACUUGUUUGUUAAGCAGUACAACAAAUUGCUUGAUUCCAGGAGCUAGGCAGAA